UAUCAACAUUCACGGUCGGAAGUAUACGAAAGAUGGGUACACACCAUUAUCAUGCGGGGACGCCCCGUUAAUCUCCGCGACUUCCUAGCGUUCCUCAGCGUCCAAGGUCUAGAGGAGGAAAACGCUGAUAAAGGUAGGAAUAAUGAUGCUAAAUCUAAAUUAGACCUAGAUAACACGCGGUUAGAUUAAUGAAGGAUUUACUUUCGGUGAUGAUCUUGUUUUUUCCUCUCUUAACAAAAUAGAUGCUCUCAAAAGGAGUAGUUAGCAUGCACUGUUUAUACCAAUUCGUGCAGAUAAAUUUCACAUAUACGUGCAAGUUGUGAACAAGAUGUCAUAGGAUACGCACCUGAAGUGAUUUUUAAUGGAAGUGGCUCUUUCAACUACUACAACUUCAAGUGAUGAAUUUUGAAAAAGAAAGAAAAAAGAAACAAUUACAUUGAGAAAACAAUACUUUCGAAAUUAAAAAAAAGUUUGACCAUAGUUGUCAAGUUACAAGGUGGACAUUCAAGGAUAUAUGUGAUUUUCAAACAACUGAAAUGACGAACAAACAAAUUCAGACUAGGCUGAUUUGGAUACUUAUCUUUGUCUGUAGCUCUGCUGGGCUGAGGGUUUUCGAUAGUUGCGAUGAAGACGGUUCUAGCUGUCCUACAGGGUCACGAUGUAUGUGGAAAAGAUGCGAGGGCAAGAGAUGUAUCUGUGAAAAAAAUUUACUACCAUCAGUUGAUAACUCUAGAUGUGUCAAAGAAACACCACUUGGUGAAAAAUGUCAGAAAGAUUCAAUGUGUAUGGGCCAGCCGUUGAGUGAAUGCCGCCUCAACACGAACUGUACAUGCCUUGAAGGCUACAGACCAUCAGUAAAUGGCAAAUACUGCGUCCUGAUCAUGAAGGGUAAAGUAACAGCCGCAGAAUACGGACAAUUCUGUGAUAAUGAGAAAUUCAGCUGUUUCCCUGACGAUCUGCGGUGCUUCAACAAAAAAUGUGCGUGCGAACCAGGCUUUCGGCUGGCCACAACGGAGGAAAUAUAUGCCGACCCAUACAGUAUAAGAUAUUGUAGACCGGAAUCUUUUAAACUAGGCGUACCUGUAAAUGUCACUGGAACUGAAUGUCAAAAGCAAGACUUUUCAACAAUCAGCAAAAUCAGUGUGCCUGUGUCUACACCUAGCACGACUUCGACUACACGAAACACAACACCGACUUCGACAACACCAAAGACAACGUCGAUCACGACAACACCUAGCACAACAUCACUUUCGACAACUCCAAGCACAACGUCGACUUCGACAACACCUAGCACAACAUCAACUUCGACAACUUCAAGCACAACAUCAUCUUCGACAAUACCAAGCACAACAUCAACUUCGACAACUUCAAGCACAACAUCACCUACGACAACACCAAGCACAACAUCUACAACACCAAGCACAACAUCAACUUCGACAAUACCAAGCACAAUAUCAACUUCGACGACACCUAGCACAACAUCAUCUACGACAACACCAAGCACAACGUUGACUUCGACAACAACUAGCACAACAUCAGCUUCGAUAAAACCAAGCACAACGUCGAUUUCGACAACACCAAGCACAACAUCAACUUCGACAACUUCAAGCACAACGUCAACUUCGACAACACCUAGCACAACAUCAAUUUCGACAACACCAAGCACAACAUCAACUUCGACAAAACCAAGCAUAACAUCAAUUUCGACAACACCAAGCACAAGAUCAACUUCGACAACUUCAAGCAUAACGUCGACUGUGACAACACCAAGCACAACAUCAACUUCGACAACACCAAGCACAACAUCAGCUUCGACAACUUCAAGCAUAACGUCGACAGUGACAACACCUAGCACAACAUCAACUUCGACUACAAAUGCUAAACCGUAUUUAAACUCAACGGUGAUCAGACCAGACACCACAACAGCUGGAAUUGGUGAUAAAUGCCAUAACAGAAAAUGUCAAGUCCAUUCUGAAUGUGUAAUGGACGCUUGUGAUGUUGAAAGAUGUCGCUGUGAACUGGGGUAUGCCAACAGUGCUGACGGAAAAUCUUGCUGGAAACUUGCAGCUUUAGGCGAAGAAUGUGCUUCCGAGAGGAUCUGCCAAGGUCAAAAAACACAGUGUGGUGACAAAGGAGUUUGUGAAUGUGAAGAUGGAUAUGAAACCAGCGAUUCUGGGCGUUGGUGUAGACUGAAGACUAGCUGGUUCAUUGAUUUUCCUGUGGUAGGGGAGGAGUGCAGCGGUGGAUUCUUCUCACAGUGUUAUAUGCAGUUCGAGCAGACAUGUGUCAGUGGGAAGUGUAGGUGUAAAGAUGGAUUCCGGGAGAUCGUUGAUAAACACGACAUGGAUGCAGUUUAUCCUGAUAUUGUCCAAUGUAGAAAUGAAACAUACAAAACAGGGAAAAGAGAAGAAAUGCUUUGCCUUCAUCAGUCUAGAGAAACCCGUGAAUAUGACAUGUAUGAUAGAGCAAAAACAAAAAUCCGGAAGAUUCAAGGAGCUAUAAUUGGUGGAUGUGUUGGCUUUGUGGCUUUGUUAGGGAUUGUGAUAAGCGUUGUAGCACUAGUCAGGUGGAAAAGAAAGGGGAGACGGGAAGCGAUCAGAGACACUUCAUCGACGGCUUCAACUGACGCUACAUCCAGAUAUUCGUUCAAGAUUCCAAGACCAUUUACUCAUUUUGUUGGUGCCAAAGACUACGAUUCUACGCAAAUUGCCUACCCAAAUCCUGUUUUUGAUAAAGAAGAAGAACGAGCUCUUCCUAAUGAACCUAAACCUGAUGUUGUCAAUGUUGGAACACUUGCCAGAGAAAAUCAAAACAGACAACCCUCUAGUUGAUAUCUUGAUUUUCAUAUUUAAUGCUGCAGUCUUAUAUUGUGAUAGAUAAUGUAAAUUUACUCUAGUGCAGCUGAUCUUAGAAUAUGUAAACCAUGAUUAUGAAUGAAAUAAUGUCCCGUCACCAUUUCCGUAAUAAGGGUUUUCCUUUAUACCGGUAUCUCUAUGAAAAUAGAAUAAUAACAUCCAAGGGUGGUAGCAGGAACUGUAAAACUAUAAUUUUAGAUUCAGUGUUUUUAUAUUUUCUGGUCCUUUGGGAUCAUGGAGUCCAUUCAACAUAUGUGUAAUAGAGUUCCGCUUAAGCCGGUGCUAGGGGGCGUGAGAGGUGUUGCACUUUCCAUUACCUCUCACUUAAAGACUCAGUCAAACAGUGUCUGCUGUUGUUCUUCUUGGAUGUAUUCUUUGCUUCCAAAGGAUCUUUUUAAAGAUUUUAUUAAGUGUAUCAUCGUGACUUCUAAAAUUUUAUUUUUGUCUAUAUUUGUCAGUUGGUUAUUAUAAAUCUUUCAUGAUAUUUUAGGUAGCAUAAAAGCCACAAUUAAAUGUGACGAUGGUUAAAUUUCAUUGUUUUAUUUCUGAAAAGGUGAUUUGGUCUCGUCAGCAGAAAUUCAAGAAACACCCCUUUUCAGAUUAGAUGGAUCAUACCGUAACAAUAAUAUUAAUAGUACAUGAGAAAUCUGAAAUCUUGCUUUUUUGUAUGCUGUAUGUUUAUUGAACUAUUAGGAAAAGGAAUCUGUUAAGCACCGUUCACAAGGUAUUCAUAAUCAGUUAUGCCCUAGCGAUAUAAUUAUUAAUCAUAGCAAUCAAUGAAUCAGUGAUAAAUAUGUUCCGUGACUUCAUCUUCAAAGAAAUUGUUUUAACAAUGUCUCUUAAAUAAGCUAAAUUUAGUAUUUCAUAUUAUAUUCUGGUUGGCGAAACAAACUUCCAUUCUUAAUUAUUAAAGUGCAUGCAUGAAAUGAGUUUGUAUCAGAUGGACUUAUGAACAUUAUGACCAUACUUGGGCAUUAUGUUCAAAACUAGCGAAUUAUUUAGUCACUAUCCAGAAUUGGAAAUGAUGGAAAUUGUUCGUAUAUCUGAUUUACUUCAUGAUUUAUAUUUAGGCCACACCAAAUUGACAAGUUGUUCAUCGGAUUUUUUUUCUGAAAAAAUUGAGGCGGCGAAAAACGAAAAAAUAAUUUAAAUAUUUGUUUUUGUUUUCGAGAAAAUCAGAAGCGAGCGAAGAGUGAAGAAAUAUAUUUGUUUUGUUUCGGCUCUUGAUUAACUAGUAAAAACCUUAAAAUUGAAUGUAUAGCCCUUUUACAUUAGAAAUAAUUUACCAAGGAUUGAGAAAACAUGGUUACAUUUUGGUUUGGGUACAUUUUGACCUGCAGACGCACAACAAACCGAACUCAUGGAAAGUAAUAACAUUGGCAUACAGUUCAGUGUAAUCAAAUAAUAUAUGCGUUUGUAAAUGCUAUUAGAAAAUAUGUAUUAUACAACAAUGCAUAAGUCUACACCAGAAGAAACAAUCCCCAUAACUCUGAUUUAAAUUUUGACAGAGUUAUGCCACUUUUUAACUUACAUUUUUUUUGGUUAAAGUUUUAUAUAAUGUUUAACUAGUAUGCCCCUUUAACUGGCAAAGCUCAAAUUCAGAGUCAAGCACUGAGAAAAGUCAAGCAUGAUGUCUUAUAGACUGCUCCCUCUUGUUCUAACUUUUAAACUUUCUUAACAGAUUAAAUUUGUUAAACGAAGUCUCAAUUAAGGUCUGAAAUGGUGGUGAACGUGUAUUAACAUUGUUCUACUCGAGGACUGAAAAAAACUGAAGCUCUAAAUUGGUCUGAACACAACUCAUAAUGUAAAUUCCUUACCCACUUUCGUAUAAAAAUACUGAUCAUUUUGACAGGAAAAACAGAAAACAGAAAUGCAUCAACAUGUAUUUAACCUUACCAAAAUAAUGUAGACUGAUGUUAUCAAUUAAAUUAGUGUGUGUUUUCAUCCAAUUUUCAAUGAAAUAAGUCCGAUUUUAGUAGCAAAUUAAUUUGGUAAACAUUGGAAGAAAAUGGCGUAACUGCAUAAGGGGAAAUAACUUUAACGCAACUAAAUAUAAGUGCCCUGUAUAUUAUAGACGAAAUGUAUUAGUUGUGAUUAAAUUACAUUUUAGAACAAUCUGGGACUGGAAUUAUAAGCAUUUGUACACUGUUACGUCCGUAAAAAGUAGCGCAUAAAAAAAGUUUGCCUUGAAUUUUUUCAAUGGGGCGAGCGCAAGCCAAAAAAAAAAAAAAUAUUUUGUGUGUGUUUCUGAAAAUAUACGAGCGGCAAAUCCGAUGAACAACUUUUUAAUUUGGUGCGGCCUCAGGUAAUGAUUAAUCAAUAAUUAAAUGAUGAACAUACCAACACAUAGCAUUAGUGUAUGCCUUGUAGUUAUUGUACACACUUCAUCAAGAUCGUUAACUCAAGUGUGGAAAAUCACUAACUUACUGUCUUAAAAAGUUAUCAUUUGAAUUCCACUUGAAAUCUUUUUUUUUAGUUUCUUUGAAAUUGAGAGGCACACUUUUUCCAUUGUCAGGUGAUAUAUUUUUAUUUUAAAGUAUUUUCUUGUUGUUACAGGUGCUAGUUUUUAGUAUAUUGUAUAUUUAUAUGUGUCAUAUUAAAACGUAUUUUUUGGA
Messenger RNA from Mercenaria mercenaria, 5470 nucleotides. Its product is annotated as mucin-5B-like. Lineage: Eukaryota; Metazoa; Mollusca; Bivalvia; Venerida; Veneridae. The record is from RefSeq and is a predicted model, not a curated record. Bases 537 to 2831 code for a protein of 764 amino acids. The transcript has 12 exons.